Messenger RNA from Pocillopora verrucosa, 1498 nucleotides. Its product is annotated as leukocyte receptor cluster member 1 homolog. The record is from RefSeq and is a predicted model, not a curated record. NCBI's taxonomy places the organism in Eukaryota, Metazoa, Cnidaria, Anthozoa, Scleractinia, Pocilloporidae.
AUUCUCUUUUUCAAAACCACUGCCACCAAUAUUAUGGACUCAAUGUUCGUCACUUUAAGUACUCCAGCGAUCACCAUACUGAAAGGCCUGAGGUGAUUCGUUUUGGUCUUUAAAGGAACAAGAUGAACAUUCUACCAAAGAAAAGCUGGCAUGUACGUAACAUUGAUAACAUUGAACGCGUGCGUCGUGAUGAAGAAAAUGCAAGAUUAGAAGAGGAAGAACGGGAAAGGAGACGUUCUUUAGCCGAACAAGAGGCCAGAACAGCCCUUCUACGGGGGCGUGCCAGUGGAAAGCAGCUUAAAGAUGGAGUAUCACAAGAUAAUACUGUUGUUUUUGUUAAAGACAAACCACAACAUCUCAAUUUUUUUGCUGACAUUGAAGAAGGACUCAGACAAGGAAGUAACAAGGAAUAUGAAGCUGAAAAGAAAGCUGAACAAGAGAAAAGAGAAAAAUCCAUUGGCUUGUUAACAUACCUUGGACAGAGUCAAAGAGAUUCAGAUGAUGGCAAACUGUGGUAUGUGAAAUCACACCAGGAAAGAAUGAAUUUGAGUGAAGCAAGUGAAAGCUCUGUAGAAAGUAAGAAAAAGAAGUUGCUAGAUCCUCUUAAAGACAUGGACAGAUACCUUGUGAUAAAGAAAUUACAUAGCAAAGAUGAGGACAGAAAACAUCAACAAAAGGACAAGAAACACAAGGAAAAACAGGCAAAGUCUAAGAAAAAACAGAUGAAAAAUUUGGAAGAAAUGAGAAAAGAAAGAUUACAACGCGAGCAAGAGGAACAUGAACGAGAAAGGAAGCUUUUGGCUUCUGCUAGAGGAGAUAGCGGUACAUCUAUUUCUGGAGGAAAAUUACAAGAUGAUUACACAGCUUAUAGGUAUAGUUCUCAAUAUCAUCCUGACCUGGCCAGAAAACCCAGAAAUCAUCUUCGUUAUGACCCAUAUUAAAAAAGUGUCAGGUUUGACAGUAAACCACACUGAGCCAAGGGUCACUGAAGUCAACAAGGGCAGUGAUUUUCCUCCCUAAGGAGAGCAGAUUAACCUGGGGAAAGAUUACCAGAAAGUUACUCAGCUCAAAAGGGCCAACUGGUGUUAGAGAGUCGAUAGAAGAAGGUUGACUGUCAUGAAUAAGUUGAUUGCAGUGUAGGCACAACAUGCCCAUAAGAACUACUCUUUAAUAACCAGCAUGUUUGUUCCUUGGAAUCAACCACAGAGAGAAAUGAUGCACUCAGAAUAAUGACAAUAAUAAUAAUAUAAAACAGUUGAAGUCAAAGGGAAGUGAGGUUACAGUAGCAGAGUAAGCAAAAAAUAGUAUUUCAUUGCAAAUGAAUUUUUUGAAAUAUUUUUUAUUGCUAUCACAUUUUAUUAAAAUCUGUUUUUUGUCAUGUUAUCUUGCUUAAAGAUGGGUAAUGAUAUACUCAUUAGCUUAGUGACUUCAAAAGGAGUAGUUUAUUGUUUAGUAAAUGACUGUAUUAUAGUGAAUAAAAGCAAGUGAAAGUAACAAA